CGCAGCGUCGUCAGUGGAGUUGAAGGAAGGACAGCUCAAUCACUGCGGGGUAGAUACGCGCAGUUACCCCAAACCGACUCUUAUCCCGCUUUUAAAUCAUGAGAACCCUCGUCCAUGGAUUACUCUUCUUUUGCCCUCAGAAUGAGAGACAUUACAGUGCCUGAGAAUGCCAGCAGGUGAGAGAGAAGACCGGGCAAAGACCCGCGAAAGAUUCAAUGAGGUGUUCAAGAAAUACACUGAAUCUGAGAAGAAAAAGUCAAAGAAGAAAAGCACUGAAGCAAAGGAGACUAUUGUGCUUCAGAAUCUAAAAAAGAAUCUCAACCUUGAGAAGGACACAGAAGAUGAUGAGACCAUCCUUCAGAAUACGUAUGACCCUGAACAUGGCAGCCCUCGCUUCACCAAGAACAAACGGAGAGAAAAGGAAAUUGCAGAAAAGGUUAAUGUCAACAACAGCAGAAACCAAGAAGAGAUUAAAACAUCAAAAGCUAAGAGAAAGACUAAGAGGGACGUUCCCUCCCUCCCUGUACCCGAGGACAUCAGAAGUUACAUCGAGAAGGACGCAGAUGCUUCCAAGUCUGAGGUUGCUUUGGACUCAGAUGAUGUUGGUGGUGGAAAGGAAUCAAAACGAAGAAGUAAAAAAGGGAAAAGUAAAAAAGACACAGAAGCUAAAGCAGAGAGCCAGGUGGAAGAUGCAGAGGAUACGUUGUUGCAUGAAUAUCAGCAGCAAAUUGCACAAGAGGAGGAGAGGACUUUAAAGAAGACGAGGGUCAAGGCUGAAGAAGAGAGCGUUGUCUCGCAAAACGUUAUGCUGAAUAAUGAUGUGGGGAAGAAGAAAAAGAAAAAGCUGAAAUCUGUUGUCACAGAGUCAGAUGUGGGGGAUCAAGAUGAAGAGGCAGAUCAGGAUGCUGAUGUGGAAAAUGAAACAGAAUCCAAGGGGAAGAAGAAAAAGAAGAAGAAAAAGCAUGUUGUCAAAGAAGAGAGUGAAACCGAGCCAGAAGCGCCACAGCAACCAACAUUCGAUGACAGCCUUGUUCUUGGAGUGUUCAUCCACAGAACGGAUCGCCUCAAGACGCACAUACUGAUCUCACACCCCAUGGUGAAGAUCCAUGUUGUCGAUGAAAACACAGGGCAAUAUGUGAAGAAAGAAGACUGCCACAGACCCGUCUCCUCAUUUUAUGAACAAGAAAACGUCGACCACAUCCUCCCCAUCAUGACCCAGCCUUUUGACUUUAAGAAGAACAAAUCAAUCAUCCCAGAGUGGCAGGAACAGAUCAUCUUCAAUGAACGUUUUGGUUACUUUGUUCAGCAAAACGAGGACAGCCCCAAAGUCAUACUCCUGUUUGAAAUCCUGGAUUUUGUAACUAUGGAAGAAGCAAGAGCCAACGUCGACGUUGACAAGCAUGAGCGAGGAUUCAGAAAGAUUGCGUGGGCAUUCCUCAAGCUUGUCGGCACAAAUGGCGUGCUGAAUAUUGACAGCAAACUUCGCCUCCAGCUCUUCUGCCCUCCACCUCGGGCAAAGAGACAACCUAAAACAGUGGAGGUGGUUGAGUGGUGGAGGAAGCACCAGAGAACCAAAUACGCAUCCACCCUUUAUGUUACAGUGAAAGGCAUUAAGCUCCCCGAACAUGUGGAUCCAAGUAUGCGCUCUAUGAUGGCGCUGCAGGAGGAGAGAGGCAGCACCUCCUACAGUGAACUGCAAAACGAGGUCACCAAGAAAACCCUGACACAGCCUCUGGACAGCAAACCGCCAGUCUUGAGAUGGAGCAGGCUGCCUGGUCAGAUCUGCCGGAUUCCUAAUAAGCCCAUGCUGGCGUUCCGUGGUGGUCAGAUGGGCUGCUUCACUGUACUCUUCUCUCAUGCUGGAACCAUACUGGCUGCUGCUUGUGCUGACAGAGACGCUUUCCCUGUUGUAGUGUAUGAAAUUCCUUCUGGCAAGGUUCUGGCUGCCUUCAGUGGCCAUCUCAAAAUCGUGUACGAUCUCUGCUGGUCCAGAGAUGAUCGGAGCCUUUUGUCCGCCUCCUCUGAUGGAACUGUCAGAGAGUGGAACGUAGAGAAGCUUCAGGGAACAGCCCAGAAGGUUCUCCCUCAUCCAUGCUUUGUGUAUUGCGCUCAGUACCAUCCAACAGCCCAGAACCUGGUGGUCACUGGCGGCUACGACGGUCUGGUGCGAGUCUGGCGGCUCGAUGUCGACGAUGUGAAUGGCCAGCUGCUGCAGGAGUUUGAGGGUCACGACAGUUUCAUCAACACAGUUUGUUUUGACUCUGAAGGAAGGAGAAUGUUCUCUGCAGACAACAAGGGCUUAAUCAUCGUGUGGAAAACUUCCGUAAAUGACAGCAGGCAUCGGCAGCACCCAUGCCGUAACUGGUGCAUAGAAAAGAAAAUUGACGAGACUGACCUCAGUGGUAUCCCUGUCAACAUGCUGCAGCUGCAUCCAAAUGGCCGGUGCCUACUGAUACAUGCCAAAGACAGCGUUCUGAGGAUGAUGGAUUUGAGAAUUCUGGCUGUAAAGAAGUACACUGGAGCCACAAACUACAGAGAGAGGAUUUACAGCACUUUCACACCAUGUGGGAACUUCAUCUUUUCCGGUAGUGAGGAUGGGAUGUCGUACGUCUGGAAUACUGACACAGGUGACCAAGUUGCAGUGUACUCUGAGCUUUGUUACCGCACCGCUCUCCACGGCGUCGCUUUCCACCCUCACGAGAACAUGGUGGCCUUCAGUGCCUUCGGUCAGAACCAGCCCAUCCACGUGUACCUGUAUGAUCGCAAAGUCUCCCAGCUGGAGGUGCACAGCCUUAAAGCAGCGACCAGAUCAGCUUCUGCAGACACCAGAACCGUCAGAAACACACCAGACCCCCCAGCGCUGCAGGACACGUCCGCAUCUUCAUCCAUGGAUCAGUUUGCCCACGCAGCGAGACUUGCGCUGAAAAUGCAGAGUGUUAAGGAGCAGCUGGAUUCAGUUCUUGAAACACAUCAAAGGUCUUCAACUUCUGGAUUGAUGUAUGAGCCAGACAAAGUGGGCAUGACUCACACAGGGAGGAGCUUUACAUCAGAGAGUGCCACGACGGGAUUAAAUGCCUCACUACCGCCUCCAUCUCUGCUGUCGCCGCACUCCAAGCUGCAGCUCUCCGGAUCUCUAGCGGAGCAGCUUAUUCCCCAGGCGGCUCUGAUCACUCAACACCGCGGGUUCAGUCCAGUCGGCCAGCGUAUAAAAGGAGCUUCAUCUAUGAGGCUGCAGACAACCCUUCCUGACCACAUCUCUUCAGGCGCCCAUGUGGAAACAGACUCCACCCCUGUUCAACAAGUGGUCGUUUGCCUCUACGACUACAGAGCCAAUCGGUCAGAUGAACUGACCAUACGUCGCGGGGAUGUCAUCCAAGUGCUGUACAAAGACAACGACAACUGGUGGUUUGGGCGUUUGGUCAACGGGCAGCAGGGAUAUUUUCUGGCUUCUUAUGUAGCAGAUCAGAGAGAUUUCAAUGAAGAGUUAACUCAUUCUGCAGAGGCACACGCAGCCUUGUCUGAGGGAACUGUUGACAGGUCAACACCAACCAGGGUAUCUGCUGCAAUUAGUUCUUCUGGGGAACUUAGGUUUCUUUCUGAGCCGACCCUUUCUGACACCGAGCCCGAACUGACUGAUGCCAAAACUAGAAGGAAGAAGAAGGUGAAGAAGUCAGGAGUCCCUGCAGCUUCGUCUCUGGCCACAUUUUCAGAUGCAGAUGCUUCGGGGUCGAUGAGGAGAGGCAGAUCAAAAGGCAGACCUCUCCCAAAGAGCCCGACGGGUCAGACCAACGGUGCCUUUGAGCCGGAUGCAUGAACUCAUGGACACAUACGGUCACUUUUUGUGUGCGCAUGCAGACACAAGUCUGUCUUGCAGGUUUGUUAAAUUUUUACAGUUUGGUUUUUAGAUGCUUAUUUUUGUAAUAUUCAAACAGCCAGUAUGUUUAUAUCCUGUACUGUACUUAAUACAAAUUGCUCAGUAAAUUGUUAAAAUUUGUUUAUAAAACGGUUUUGCUCAGCUCAAGAAUGCACAAAUGCUGAAAACAUUUUGUAUGUUUUGCAGUUUAAAAUAAUUCACAUGACUAUUAUAAAGUCUUACUGCUGAUAUAAAACGCAAAACUUCUGUAAUAUUAGUCUUAUUUUCUUAGCCUGUAAGAGAUUUGCUAAGUUUGUAUAUGCCACUUCACAGCAUUAAAAAUACAGAGUAUUCAU
Stegastes partitus (bicolor damselfish) is the source of this 4209-nucleotide messenger RNA. RefSeq names its product Abelson helper integration site 1 (gene ahi1). Bases 167 to 3814 code for a protein of 1215 amino acids. Gene Ontology annotation, biological process: motile cilium assembly. NCBI's taxonomy places the organism in Eukaryota, Metazoa, Chordata, Actinopteri, Pomacentridae. The transcript is spliced from 27 exons. Gene Ontology annotation, molecular function: protein binding. The record is from RefSeq and is a predicted model, not a curated record. Gene Ontology annotation, cellular component: ciliary basal body.